AUGAAAUUCGCCAAAUCUCUCCUCAUAGCAGCGUCGAGCUUCUCUGCGCUCGCAGAGGCCAAUGUACCCGAUCUCCAGGUCCCCGUCAUUGGUUCGGGCAGCAAGGCCGCAAAACAACCCAAUUUCCUCUUCAUUAUCUCCGACGACCAAGAUCUGACGUUGGGGUCUACGGAUUAUACGCCGUUGACGGGCAAGUAUAUUAAAGAGAAGGGGACUUUCUUCCGGAAUCAUUUUGUUACGACGGCGUUGUGUUGUCCGUCGAGAGUUAGUUUGUGGACUGGGCGACAGGCGCAUAAUACGAAUGUGACGGAUGUGCGACCGCCAUAUGGGGGGUAUCCGAAGUUCGUGGAACGCGGAUUCAAUGACAACUUCCUUCCUAUUUGGCUCCAAGAAGCCGGGUAUAACACGUACUAUACCGGGAAGUUGUUCAAUGCGCAUACUGUUACCAACUACGACAAACCUCAUGUUGCUGGCUUUACUGGAUCGGAUUUCUUGCUUGAUCCGUUUACUUACGAUUAUCUCAACUCCACCUACCAGCGCAAUCAUGACCCUCCGGUUAGUUACGAGGGUCGACACACAACUGAAGUGAUCACGGAAAAGGCAUUGGGCUUGCUAGAUGACGCUCUUGAGGGAGAGAAACCGUUCUUUCUGGCGGUUUCGCCGAUUGCACCACAUACAAACGUGAAUUCGUCGACGUUUGGGAGCGGAGCGGCAAUGACGGAGGCAAUCCCGCUUGACAGGCAUAAGGAUCUGUUUCCUGAUGCCAAAGUACCGCGGACUGGGAGCUUUAAUCCGGACGAGCCAAGUGGAGUCAGCUGGAUUCGCGAUCUGCCUCUGCAGGACCAGUCUGUCAUUGAUUACAACGAUCAUUUCUAUCGUCAACGCCUGCGUUCCCUGCAGGGCGUGGAUGAGCUGGUUGAAUCGCUUGUAACCAGUCUCGAGGAGAGCGGCCAACUCGACAAUACAUACAUCAUCUACACAUCCGACAAUGGUUUCCAUAUUGGUCAGCACCGCCUGCCGCCUGGGAAGUCGACAGGAUUUGACGAGGAUAUCCGGGUUCCUUUCUUUAUCCGCGGACCUGGUGUUCCAGAAGGAGUGGUGCAAGACGCAGUCACCACUCAUAUCGAUCUGGCACCGACGUUCUUCGACCUAGCUGGUAUUCCAUUGCGUAAGGACUUUGAUGGAACCCCGAUGCCCAUUCACAAUUCAAUUGAAACCACACACGAGCAUGUCACUGUGGAAUACUGGGGCAAGGCGUUUUUGGAGGGAGAGAAGGGCGGACUUGGUCCCGGUGGCCAAUUCAACGUUCCCCAUAACACCUACAAGUCCGUGCGGAUUAUCGGCGACGGAUAUGACCUGUACUACUCCGUCUUUUGCACUAAUGAGCAUGAAUUAUAUGACUUGACGACUGAUCCCUACGAAAUGAACAAUUUAUAUUCGGACGAUCGCUCGCAACAUAUUCUUGGAUACCCAUUGGAACAUGUCGCAUCCCGACUCGACUCACUAUUGCUCGUUCUCAAAUCAUGCGAAGGCCGCAAUUGCAUCAAACCAUGGAACGUCCUCCACCCCGACGGUUCUGUACAGACCUUGCGCGAUGCCCUUGAUUCGCAGUACAACACUCUCUACCAAGAAACACCAAACGUCGCCUUCGACCGAUGCGAAAACGGCUACAUCGUCGACGCGGAGGGACCACAAGCGGACUUGCUUUACCGCGAUGGCUUGAGCUGGGAGUCGUGGACCUAA
Messenger RNA from Aspergillus glaucus CBS 516.65, 1743 nucleotides. RefSeq names its product sulfatase family protein. The record is from RefSeq and is a predicted model, not a curated record. Gene Ontology annotation, biological process: phenol-containing compound metabolic process. Gene Ontology annotation, molecular function: arylsulfatase activity; glycosaminoglycan binding; N-acetylglucosamine-6-sulfatase activity. The transcript is spliced from 4 exons. The coding region runs from base 1 to 1743 and encodes 580 amino acids. NCBI's taxonomy places the organism in Eukaryota, Fungi, Ascomycota, Eurotiomycetes, Eurotiales, Aspergillaceae.